CGACUUUAAACAUAAGCAGCUUCUGACCUAUAUCCACACUGUAAACACCUUAGAACUUGAGCUGCAGGCUUUGCUGUAUCCAGGGACUCUGGAGGGGCCCUGGAAAGAGGACUUGCACGGGAGAUCAUUACAUGACCCCUCGCCCCUCACCUCAGCCUUUCAGGAAAGGGCCACAGAGAUCUUGGAGAGCCUAAGUUGGAUGAAGACUUUUCAUGACUAGAAAAGAGGAAUGCAAGCAAUGCAAAGGCGUCUUCCAGGGGUUCUGAACUGAUGCCUGAAAGGUCACCCCUUGCUCCACUAAACUGACCAGCGGCAUACUGAAGCACUGCUUGGAUUUGCCUCCUUGGAAGCAAAACAGUGAAACAGAAGCAAGCCACAGUUCGGCUCCAGCCGACACAAUGGGCAGGGCUGAUGUAGAGAAGGAUCACCUGCCUGAAAAAAUGAAGCCCCCAGAUGGUGGCUGGGGCUGGAUUGUGCUGCUGGGUUGCUUCACCAUUACUGGCUUUUCCUAUGCCUUUCCAAAGGCAGUGAGCGUCUAUUUCAAGGAGCUGAUGCAUGACUUCCACGUGGGCUACAGUGACACAGCCUGGAUCUCAUCUAUCAUGCUGGCUAUGCUGUAUGGAACAGGGCCUGUAUGUACCAUUAUGGUGAACCAGUUUGGAUGCCGGCCUGUGAUGCUUGUUGGAGGACUUCUGGCUUCCUUGGGCAUGAUUCUAGCCUCCUUCACUACAAACAUUAUUGAGCUGUAUUUGACGGCUGGCAUGCUGACAGGAUUAGGUAUGGCUCUGAACUUUCAGCCUUCCUUGAUCAUGCUAGGCUCCUACUUUGACAAGCGCAGACCUCUGGCCAAUGGACUUGCAGCGGCUGGGAGCCCGGUUUUCCUUUCCGCCCUCUCUCCGCUAGGACAAGUCUUGCUGGAUAAGUUUGGCUGGCGAGGGGGGUUCCUCAUUAUGGGGGGCUUGCUGCUCAACUGCUGUACCUGUGGAGCAGUCAUGAGACCUCUGGAGAUUAGCAUGAAGAAGAGAGAGAAAGUCCAGGACAAAUAUGAAGUAAAAGAAAUGCUCCCAAUGGGAGGAAGGACAGAAGAGGUUAUCAGCACCAUGGACAGCACGAAGAAGUCCAAAAAAGCCAAGAAGAAAAAGCACAAGAAAAGGAAGAAGUUGUUAGAUUUCUCCAUCUUCAAAAACAAGGGCUUCGUCAUUUAUGCCAUUGCCAAGUUCAUCAUGGUUCUGGGCCUCUUUGUGCCCCCUAUAUUGCUCGUCAACUAUGCCAAAGACAUAGGAGUGCCAGACAAGGAAGCUGCUUUUUUGCUGUCCAUCAUUGGGUUCAUAGAUAUUUUUGCCCGCCCAUCUUGCGGCAUGUUUGCUGGACUUAAGUGGGUGCGCCCUCACGUCACUUACUUGUUCAGCUUUGCGAUGCUGUUCAAUGGCCUGACCGAUAUACUCAGUGCCAAGGCCAACACCUACACAUCGCUCAUCAUCUUCUGUGUCUUCUUUGGCCUAUCCUAUGGCAUGGUGGGAGCGCUGCAAUUUGAAGUACUCAUGGCCAUCAUUGGGUCCCAGAAGUUCUCCAGUGCCAUUGGGCUUGUGCUGCUCAUCGAGGCCUUUGCAGUACUCAUUGGACCUCCCUCUGCAGGACUCUUGGUGGAUGCACUCAAGAAGUAUGACGUUAUCUUCUAUAUGGCUGGCUCAGAGGUUGUGUUGUCGGCUCUCUUUCUGGCCAUUGUUUCAUACUGCUGCUUGAACAGAGCAAAAAAGAUGCCUUCACAACCGGAGCAUCCUCCUCCAGGGGGAGGUGGCAGUGAAACAGAGGAAGCCGAAUCAGACGUACCGGAAGCAGAGGAUCAUCCUGGGGACAAUCAUCACCUGUCUCACAGUGGUAACAACAAUGCCGGGAGUGAGGCAGUGAAUCACCUUACAGAAAACAGGAAUGCAGACAGAGUCGGGUGUCCCGAUAGGGAAGGCACAGUAAUGAUACCAGGUGGCUGCCAUAUUGACCAGAUAAUAGAAAGAGACAGUUUUUAGCUAUGUGAAGUUCAGCUUCAAAGAAAACAAUAUUGCCAAUGGGCAGGACCUGUUGAGGCCAAAAAAAUAAAUUCAUAGGAAGAGCAGAUAUUGUUUGGAUGGUGGGAAGAAACAGGGGCAUCGCAGGACUUGCAGUUUUUACACGUAUGAAGACAGGCUGUAUUGCAAACAGGAUUAUCUAAAAAUCAAAAAAGCUACAGGCAUUGUCAAACUUUUACAUUAGAGGCUAUUCACAAUCAGACUGCCACACUGUGUUAAGUCUGUCUUCGAUCCCUUUCCUAAGCUACCUCUACAGGCCCACAGCCCAACAAAAGAGGCCCUCUCAUCCUGAUCUUGGGCGUGGCAUUGCCUGCUGUGGCAAAUAUGCAGGAGAGGAUUGUUUCCACACAUAGAAUAUUAGGAGAUACACCUUAUAGGUUGAUAAUCAAUAGGAUUCAUUCUGAAAAAGUGGCAAAGUACCAAAGUUCCAAUUCAAAAUUGUACAAAGGUAAGGAGAAGCCUGCUGUUGGAUAAAGUUAUGCUGGUGCAAGAAAGAAGAUUUUAACCUCCUAGUUAAGUACCCCUUGGCUGCAGUUUUCAACACAUGGGGGUAGGGAAGCUAGGCUGAGACAAUUAAGCUACUCAAAUCUAUUGUCUGAGGCUUUCGCAGCCAGAAUCAACUGGCUGUUGCCCAUUUUCUAGGCUGUAUGCCAUGGUCUGGUAGUUUUUGCUGCCACCAUUUCGCCCACAUCUAU
This is a messenger RNA of Sphaerodactylus townsendi, 2758 nucleotides long. RefSeq names its product solute carrier family 16 member 8 (gene SLC16A8). Gene Ontology annotation, molecular function: monocarboxylic acid transmembrane transporter activity. Gene Ontology annotation, cellular component: membrane. NCBI's taxonomy places the organism in Eukaryota, Metazoa, Chordata, Lepidosauria, Squamata, Sphaerodactylidae. The record is from RefSeq and is a predicted model, not a curated record. The transcript is spliced from 5 exons. The coding region runs from base 399 to 2024 and encodes 541 amino acids. Gene Ontology annotation, biological process: transmembrane transport; monocarboxylic acid transport.